CAGCAUCCUACAAACGAUGUGAGGGAAAGACAGCAGACACAGCCACCCUGUGGUGAAAUAGUAUCAUUGUCUUGCAUACCUUAGAUGUUGGGAAGUGGUUGAACACAGCAACUUAGACGAGAAGCUGUUAAUUAAAGAAGGUUUUUGACAAAUUGUCGCCUUGUUUACGAACUAGCCAGUCGAGUGGCUAACUGGCGUAACACAUUCAUGGGAACCGAGGAGCGAGAUUGGAUGGAAGUAGCCAAUGAUCUCCUCUAUAAGUGCCACAUUAAUUUGAGACUACAAAGACUGACGGACUGUGACGCCAAUGUUUUCGUCGCGUUGUACGAAGCCAUCUUGAGUGACAAAGUUCCAGAUUACAUAGCUGUCCCACGAAGCCAAGAAGAUGACAUCCACAACGUGCAGUCGGUGAUCGACUCGCUGGCCUUGGACUACCUCCACAUCAGUCUGUCUCACAUCACCGGUGAGAACGUUGCUCGGGGUGACCAGGAAUCUGUGAGAAACCUGCUUGAAAUAUUCGACGGUCUGCUCGAGUACCUGACAGAGCAGCUGAGCGACGAUGAGGAACUGCAAAACGGAGCAGACAUGCAGCCCAAUGGAGAGGCCCACAGUAAGGGUCCCGGGGCUCAGCAGCCAGGAGAGCAAGAGCACGAGAAGAUGUCCCAGGCCUCCAGUGCACAGUCAGCCGUCCAGUCCAGCAAGCACUCGCUGCACUCGUGGAACGGAGACGAGUCGGAGUCCACCGCCGAGCUCAUCCGCCUAGGAGACUCGGCCCGCACGUUCUCCAAGAAGGAAGCAGUGCUUCCUGCACCCAGUGUCCCCUCUCAGGGUCCAGAUGCCACCUCCGGUGCCCAAGCCGCCCCUGCUGCUGCUGCUGCUGCCGCUGCCGCCGUGGCUACCACCAGCGCUGCAGUCCCAGGCUCCGCCACCUUGCUCCGGGAGCCCCUGCGCUCCGCCAUCCCCCUCCAGCCACCCUUCCAGACCACCCCUCAGAGGCUCGUCCCGGCCGAAGCGCUGGCCCCAGCUCGGCCAGCGCCGGCCCGCGGCUCGGUCAGCCUGCAGGAGCAGGAGACGGCCACCGGCGGCCUGCAGAAUGGUUUUAUGAGGCCCGCUGGGGAGGGCCUACGCUCGAGUCACCUCCUCUCCCCGUCAUCGCCCCGCUCUCCCGUGACAAGCGAGAGGUCCACGUCCAGCCAGAGGAAAGCCAAUGUAGAGAGCAGGCACCAGCCAGAGCGGACGUUGCCGGCGCCCAGGCGAGUUCUCUUCCGCACGCAGCCCGACGUGCUGCUCCUCUCCCUUCGCGAGGAGCUGGAGGGAGGCCCCCUCCACAACGGACACCCCGAGGAGGUGCGGACAAACGGGGAGACGCAGGAGGAGGAGGAGGAGGAGGAGGAGGAGAUCCUGCAGCUGAGCUCCAGCUCGUCCUCCAGCUGGAGGAGGGAACACGGCAGGGGGGCCAGAGACAGAGGCCUGGCCAGGAGUGAGCCCCAGGAGCCCCUGUCCCGCCGCAGUCAGAAGAACAGGAAGGCAGAGCAGGAGCUACACGACAUGUCUGAGAAACUCUCCCACCGUCUGGAGGAGCUGGACCUGAUGCUGAAGCGAGCUCUUGGUGAGAGCGGUGAAGCGUGUGAGGAGGACCAGCAGUCCCACCACAGUGACAGUGUCAUGGAGUGCCGGAGGCUUGGCAGACCCACAGACUUGCCCCUGACCAAUGGGGUGACGCGCACGCGCUCCCUCUCGCCCUCCCCUCCUCCCCCCCCCACGCGGCGCUCGCUGCAGGCCCAGCUGGAGGAGGCCGCCGGCCGCGACUCCAGACACCACAUGGCCCGCACCCGCCGCAGGGAGCUACGGGAACUACACAGCCAGAGACGCCGGGGACAGAUGGUGGGCAAAGCCUACGAGGAGGAGCUGAAGAGGUACGAAGACGACGAGCGGGCAGUCAUGGAACGGGAGUUCAGGGAGGUUUUGAGGAAAGAGGCUCCUCGCAGUCCAAAGGCAGCAGACGCCUGCAGCCCCAAGACCUCCGUGUCCCAGAGCUCGUCCCGCAGCAGACACCCGCCGUCGAGCCGCAAGCAGUCGCACCUUCAGACUCGCAAAGCUGCAGCCAUGAAGUUGAAGGAGAAUGACCUGCUGCCCACUCUGCUGGAGGAGUUCCCAGGGCUGCAUCUCUCCCCUCACGCUCUGGGCCGCAUGUGGAAGCAGCAGCUGCGGCAGGUGGACCACCUCAACGCGCCCGAGAACCAGCGCGGCCACAUCAAGCUGGCCAAUCAGGUGGAGGAGGCACAGAAGAAGCACGACCUGUUAAUGGAUAUCAUCCGCAAAGAACAGGAACACAACCGCAGACUGAAGGACCAGAGGGAGCGCACGCAGCAGCAGAAGUCGGCUCAGAACAAGUUGCGGGAGCAGCGGCAGCAGGUCGCUCGCGCCAAGAAAUACUUCAGUGACUACCACCUGCAGCUGCGCUCCCGUCUGGCCAGGGCCCGCACGCGCGAGGAGAGGCUGUUUAAGCAGAUCUUUGAGGAGGGCGUCGAGGUGCAGAAAGCUCGUCUGAGGGAGGACCGCGCCUACGCCAGAGAGCAGCGGCAGGCGAACCAGCAGCGGCACCGCACCGAGCUGGAGGCCAUGGAGAACUACUACAAGGACCAGAUGUCGUUACUGGCUGAGACUCUCGCACAGGAGCGCGAAGAGAUUCAGGUGCGGAAGAAGGCCCAGGAGAAGGCCUUACAGAAGCUUAAGCGGGAGCUGCGCGGCAAGAUGGAGCGUGAGAUCGGCGAGCUGCAGCGUAUCAUCGUCCAGAACGACGAUGACGACUACUUCCGCGACCUGGAGGCGGAGCGACUGCGCAGCCGCCUGCAGAUGGCCUCCUUCCAGUACAACACCAGCUGCCUGCACUGACCUCAGAUCAGACAGAACUGAUCAGAGCGUGACUUCACGGUUGAUUGUAAUGCAUUGGACCUUGGGGGGGGUGUGUGUGUGGAGGGUGUUGUCAAUGAAUAUGAAUGGUACAGACAUGAAGGUGGGCCUUGGUUUUCAAGGCUGAAGCAGUGUUCACGCACAACACACACACACACACACCCACCCACAUAUGCACCACACACACACACACACACACACACACGCACACAAACGCACACAACACACACAUAUAUAUACACACACCUGCUGCUAACUCCGCUAACUCCACCUUUCCCUCAACUCUUCCAACGGUUGUCCACCGUUUAACUGAAACAUUUGUUUUAUUUAUUGUGUUUUUAAGAAGAAAAAUUGUGACCUUUUUGGAAAAAAAAAAAGAGAAUAGUCUGCGUUUUGUUCCAGUGGUGUCUUGUACGUGGUGGGGAUGGCUGAGAGUGCAUGUGAACUCGUCUUCCGCAUGGGCCAACAAGGACCACUGAAAGAUGCAACACUAAUAAUGUGUCACUAAAAGAUCCUUAUUUAAUUUUAUUCAUGCCUUUUAAAAACAAACAAAAAAAAAUGUAACAAAUUAUAUGCUGGAUUGUUUUUCUCUGGUGUCUUGAACACUGUUUGAAUUGGAGAUGGAUGAUUGAAUGAAUGAAUUUUAUUUAUGAAA
Messenger RNA from Clupea harengus (Atlantic herring), 3568 nucleotides. Its product is annotated as centrosomal protein of 95 kDa-like. The coding region runs from base 208 to 2895 and encodes 895 amino acids. Gene Ontology annotation, cellular component: centrosome; spindle pole. The transcript has 21 exons. NCBI's taxonomy places the organism in Eukaryota, Metazoa, Chordata, Actinopteri, Clupeiformes, Clupeidae. The record is from RefSeq and is a predicted model, not a curated record.